UCAGAGCGGGCGCUCCUCGCCGGGCCCAGCCUGCGCCGCCGCGUCUCCAGCUCCCGGCGCCGCAGGCCGCCUGCGGGUCCCGGCCGCGCUCCGCGGGCCUCGGCGGAGGCACAGCUGACCCGGGCUCGGCGGCCGGCGCGGAUCCCGGUGUGAUGUUUUUCCAGGUACUUCAUGGUGUUCUCCUCUAGCUUGUCCAAACCACUGCUCUACACAGCUGCUGAAACAUGGGGGAAAACGAGGAUGAGAAGCAGACCCAGGCCGGGCAGGUCUUCGAGAACUUUGUCCAGGCUUCCACGUGCAAAGGCACCCUCCAGGCCUUCAACAUCCUCACGCGACACCUUGACCUAGACCCUCUGGACCACCGGAACUUUUAUUCCAAGCUCAAGUCCAAGGUGACCACCUGGAAGGCCAAAGCCCUGUGGUACAAACUGGACAAACGUGGAUCCCAUAAGGAGUACAAGCGAGGGAAGUCUUGUAUGAACACCAAGUGUCUCAUCAUUGGAGGAGGACCAUGUGGUUUGCGCACUGCCAUUGAACUUGCCUACCUAGGGGCCAAAGUGGUUGUGGUGGAGAAGAGAGACACCUUCUCCAGGAACAAUGUGCUGCACCUCUGGCCUUUCACCAUCCAUGACCUACGGGGCCUGGGGGCCAAGAAGUUCUAUGGGAAGUUCUGCGCUGGCUCCAUUGACCACAUCAGCAUUCGUCAGUUGCAGCUGAUCCUAUUCAAAGUGGCCCUGAUGCUGGGAGUUGAAAUCCAUGUGAAUGUGGAGUUUGUAAAGGUUCUAGAACCACCUGAAGAUCAAGAAAAUCAAAAAAUCGGCUGGCGGGCAGACUUUCUCCCUGCGGACCACCCGCUGUCGGACUUUGAGUUUGAUGUCAUCAUUGGUGCUGACGGCCGCAGGAACACCCUGGAAGGGUUCAGAAGGAAAGAAUUCCGUGGGAAGCUGGCUAUUGCCAUCACCGCCAACUUCAUAAACAGAAACAGCACAGCUGAGGCCAAGGUGGAAGAGAUUAGUGGUGUGGCUUUCAUCUUCAACCAGAAAUUUUUUCAGGACCUUAAAGAAGAAACAGGGAUUGACCUCGAGAACAUUGUUUACUACAAGGACUGCACCCACUAUUUUGUCAUGACCGCCAAGAAGCAGAGCCUGCUUGACAAAGGUGUCAUCAUCAACGACUACAUCGACACAGAGAUGCUGCUGUGUGCAGAGAAUGUGAACCAGGACAACCUGCUUUCCUACGCCCGCGAGGCUGCAGAUUUCGCCACCAAUUACCAGCUGCCAUCGUUGGACUUUGCUAUGAACCAUUACGGGCAGCCCGAUGUGGCCAUGUUCGACUUCACCUCCAUGUACGCCUCAGAGAACGCGGCCCUGGUGCGCGAGCGCCAGUCACACCAGCUACUCGUGGCCCUGGUGGGCGACAGCUUGCUUGAGCCCUUUUGGCCUAUGGGCACAGGCUGUGCCCGAGGCUUCCUGGCAGCCUUUGACACAGCAUGGAUGGUGAAAAGCUGGGACCAGGGCACCCCUCCCCUGGAGCUGCUUGCUGAAAGGGAGAGUCUUUACCGGCUGUUACCUCAGACCACCCCGGAGAACAUCAACAAGAACUUUGAGCAGUACACACUGGACCCAGGGACACGGUACCCAAAUCUCAACUCCAACUGUGUCAGGCCCCAUCAGGUGAAGCAUUUGUACAUCACUAAGGAGCUGCACCAGUGCCCUCUCGAGAGGCUGGGCUCGGUGAGGAGAUCCAUGAGCCUCUCCAGGAGGGAGUUAGACAUCCGGCCCAGCAAGCUCUUAACCUGGUGCCAGCAGCAGACCGAGGGCUACCAGCAUGUCAACGUCACCGACCUGACCACAUCCUGGCGCAGCGGCCUGGCCCUGUGUGCCAUCAUCCACCGCUUCCGGCCUGAGCUGAUCAACUUUGACUCUCUGAACGAAGAUGACGCUGUGGAGAACAACCAGCUGGCCUUUGACGUGGCCGAGCGUGAGUUCGGCAUCCCCCCGGUGACCACGGGCAAGGAGAUGGCGUCAGCCCAGGAGCCCGACAAGCUCAGCAUGGUCAUGUAUCUCUCCAAGUUCUACGAGCUCUUCCGGGGCACCCCGUUGAGGCCUGUGGAUUCUUGGGGCAAAAACUAUGGAGAAAACGCUGACCUUGGCUUGGUCAAAUCCUCCAUUUCUCAUAACUAUCUCAACCUCACAUUUCCAAGAAAGAGGACUCCACGAGUGGACACCCAGACUGAAGACAACGACAUGAACAAACGGAGGCGGAAAGGCUUCAACAACCUGGACGAGCCUUCAGCCUAUCCCAGACGGAGCCUGCGCUCCUGUCCAGAGGAUGGCAGCGGUAAAGAAGCUGGGAGCCAGAACAAAGUCAAGUCCAUGGCAAGUCAGCUGCUGGCCAAGUUUGAGGAGAACUCUCGGAACCCCUCACUCCUGAAGCAGGAAUGCCGUGUCUCAGGGAUAGGUAAGCCUGUCCUGCGCAUUUCCUCUGACCCACCUGUUAACUCUCGCUGCCCCAGGCCGGAGGAGCCCACACCCGGCCCAUCACCUCCUCUGAAAAGGCAGUUCCCUUCCGUGGUUGUGACGGGGCACGUGCUCCGAGAGCUAAAGCAAGUGUCUGCUGGCGGCGAGUGCCCGAGCAGGCCCUGGAGAGCCAGAGCCAAGUCUGACCUGCAGCUGGGUGGGCCAGAAAACACUGCUGCCCUGCCUCCCACCUGCCAGGGAGCGCUGGCCCUUUCCGGGGUGCUGCGGCGGCUGCAGCAAGUGGAGGACAAGAUUGUCCAGAAGAGGGCUCAGAACUUGGCCAACAGGGAAUUUCACAAAAAGAACAUUAAGGAGAAGGCGGCUCACCUUGCCUCCAUGUUUGGACACGGGGAUUUCCCGCAGAAUAAACUACUUUCUAAAGGCCUGUCUCUCACUCACCCUCCGGCUUCUCCCUCCUGCCUUCCGUCUCCCGAUCCAGCCGCUGCUUCCUCUCCAUCGACUGUUGACUCUGUUUCUCCUGCCAGAAAGGCAAAGAAGUCGCCUUCAGGUUUCCAUUUCCAUCCCAGCCACUUAAGAACAGUGCGGCCUCAGCUGACGGUAGGGAAAGUGUCCAGCGGAAUAGGGGCUGCAGCUGAAGUCCUGGUCAAUCUGUACAUGAAUGAUCACAGACCUAAGACCCAGGCCACCUCUCCAGACCUGGAAUCCAUGCGCAAAGUCUUUCCCCUGAACCUGGGCGGCAGCGACACCUGCUACUUCUGCAAGAAGCGCGUGUACGUGAUGGAGCGGCUGAGCGCAGAGGGCCACUUCUUCCACCGAGAGUGUUUCCGCUGCAGCGCCUGCGCCACCACCUUGCGCCUGGCCGCCUAUGCCUUCGACGGCGACGAAGGCAAGUUUUUCUGCAAGCCUCAUUUCAUUCACUGUAAGACCAACAGUCAGCAAAGGAAGAGACGAGCAGAGUUGAAGCAACAGAGAGAGGAGGAGGGAACGUGGAAAGAGCAAGAGGCCCCUCGGCGAGACACUCCCGUGGAAAGUUCUUGCGCAGCCGCUGCCAUUGGCACUCCUGCAGGCAGCCCUCCAGCAGAUGAGCCAACCUCCCCCAAGAAGCCCAAGAGUGUCCUGGAGCCAGAGCCCAGUGAUGUGGAUGGUGGAGCCACCUCUCUCCUGCCCUCUGAGUGGACCUCAGUGAGGAUCAGCCCUGGGGAGGAUAUAGUUGGACAAGACAUGAUGGCUGUGCGUGUCCUGGUCACCAGUGACGACAGCAGCUCUGAUGCAGAGCCAGACUGCCCCGGCACCAAGGCCUCCAGUACGCGGCCCUGUGAAGAGAGACCCUGGCGGCCAGGACCCCGGCCCCUCCCGGAGCCCCUCACUAGGCACAGCUCCCUGAGGGAGGCCCCGGCCAGGGGAGGCUCUCCCCAGAGCUCCGAGGAGCCCCACGCCGUGCACGCUCUGCAACGGGCCAGUAGCUUCCAGUCUCCAAUUCCCAGCAAAUACCAGAGCUGGAGGAGAACAUUCCAGUCAAAUUCGACGCCAGUGAACAACGAAAGAACUCUGUCACCUUCAAAGGAACCUUCAGAGGCCCCUCUUUCUUCUUCCUCACUGUCUUCCCCCUCAUCUUCCCUGCCAUCUUUUUCUUCAGCCACUCCCCCGGGGAACUCUCCGGAUGGCUUCUCCCUACCUCAGGAGACGGCUGACCACCUGCCCUCACGGGUCUCAAGAGGUCACUCCGGCCUUUCCACUCCAAUCUUUCUGAGGCGCGCCAGAGCCAAAGGGGUCCCCAAGGACAUGCCUCUGUAUCUGCCUCACAACCAAGUGCUGGGGCGGGCAGAGUACUGCGUGGUGAGGCCUGGUGAAGAUGGCCCCACCAGCCCCCAGCCCCCCAGCCCUGCCGAGAUGGCUUCUGAUGGGUGUCCGGAAGCAGAGGCCCCUCUUGGGGACACCAGAAGCCUCCACAAAGACCCAUACCCCCCUGGAGGGCAGGACAGGUGCUUGCCAGACCAAGAGCUACCUUCCAGGGCUGAAGAGGACUCAGGAGAAAAGAACAUGGGACCCAGAGAGGCAGCAGAGGAUGGGUCAGAGCUGACAGAGGGGAAGAAGCUGGGCUUGAGGAAGUUAGUCCUCACUCCGGAGCAGAAGACAAAGCUGCUGGACUGGGACAACUCCAUCCCCGAGAGUGUGAGCCCGGAAGCCAGGGCACCAAAUGCAGAGAAGAGCGCUGACAAGGGUAGAGGAGGCCACGUGCUGAAACUGAUGAGGCCCUUGCUGCCUCCCCAGACAGCCAGAGAGACCCCGCCAGCCCUGGGAAAGGCUCAGGAGAAGAUGGGGAUCCCAGCCGAACGGGCUCCACCCAAGUCCCCACUUCGGCUCAUAGCGAAUGCCAUCCGGAGGUCCCUGGAGCCCCUCCUCCCCACCUCGGAAGGUGGGAGGAAGGCCUUGGCCAGGCCGGAAAGCAAGGCCUUGCCCGCCAGCCAGCCCAGCCAGCCGCAUGCUUGCACUCGCUCAUUCAGCCUUCGCAAAACCAGCUCCAAUAAAGACUGCAACCAGCAGUCCCCAGGGAAGGACUCGGCGAGCAGGGCCUCGGCCUUCUUCUCCCUGGGCUCCUCACCUGCCAAGGCUGCCCAGCCCUCAUACCCUAGCCCUCCUGACCCCGUCCACCGCACCCACAGCUUGCCCACCCGACCGUCCAAGGUGUUUCCUGCACUCAUGUCCCCGCCCUGCCACAAGAUAGAUGAUGUGCCCGCACUCCUUGAGAAAGUGAGUUUGCAAGAGACCUUUCCAGAUGCUUCUAGGGUUCCAAAGAAAAGAAUCUCGCUCUUUUCCUCCCUCAAACUCAAAGACAAAUCUUGUGAGAGUUCCCUCCAAGAAUCCAAACAAAGAAAGGACCUCCAGGACCUCUUCAGCGCCCCCAAGGGGAAAGGGGAGCCCGUGGACAAUGCCCUGGCACAGCCUCGCCAUAGCACCUGCCUGGGACAGAGGGUCCCUCCUCCUUCUCCAGACAAAGAUGCAAGUCCCCGACACAUCCCCAUCCAAACGCAGGUGACAGGGGCCACCUCUUCUACCUCUAACACCAGCAUCUCCUCUGCAGAUGAAGAUUUUCAUCCCCAACCUUCCUUGCGGUCAAAGGAGAGGAAGACCCUUAGAAGAAGAAGGAAACUGGAGAAAGCAACAAAACAAUUGGUUAAGCAAGAAGAAUUGAAAAGACUUCAUAAAGCUCAGGCCAUCCAGAGGCAGCUGGAGGAGGUGGAGGAGCAGCAGAGGGCCUCCGAGAUCCAAGGUGUGAGGCUGGAGAAGGCGCUGAGAGGGGAAACAGAUUCAGGCACACAAGAUGAAGCACAGCUUUUGCAGGAAUGGUUUAAGCUGGCUCUGGAGAAGAAUAAAUUAAUGCGAUAUGAGUCGGAGCUACUGAUCAUGGCCCAAGAAUUAGAAUUAGAAGAUCAUCAAAGCAGACUGGAACAGAAAUUGAGACAGAAGAUGCUUAAGGAGGAGAGCCAGAAAGAUGAGAAUGAUCUAAAUGAGGAGCAAGAAUUAUUCAGCGAGAUGAUGCAAGUGAUUGAACAAAGGGACAGACUCGUGUGCUCCUUAGAGGAACAGCGCAUAAAAGAAAAGGCUGAAGACCAGCACUUUGAAAGCUUCAUAUUCUCCAGGGGCUAUCAGCUGAGCAGGACGUGAGCAGGUGCAGGGCGCUGCCCCUGGAUGCUGGCUGAGGACGGAUGGAGCCAAGGGCACCUCACGCGCUCACAGUUCCUUUGGCGGAAUCUGCAAUACCUGGAACUUAAGUGAUACCCUAUUGCCAUCUAGUCUUAAAAAUGAAAAUUCUCUCAUAUGGAGUACAGCUGCCCGAGAACCUUCCAGAGAUUAUAAUGAAGAAAACACACAGACUGUUAUGAAAUUGGCAGUCACUUUGGCAGGUCUCACAUUGGAGGUGACCUUGGCAGAUGACCAGCAUUGUUUUCCCCAGAAAGUGACACAGAGAUCGACUUUCCUGCUGCUUUUAUCAUUUAUCUUCCCAAAUCAUUGAGUUACACAUCUUAAGAUUUUUAAGAAGCUGCCUUUUCAUUAAUAUAUCCAUAUUUGCCUUUUUUUGCACGGGUGACCGGUUUCCAAAUGUCAGAAAGAAGCAGCCGCAGUUUAAAGAUUAGGUUAAUAUUUAAAUUGUGUUUCCAGAGAAAAAGGAGAAACCUUGAGAUUACUGAUUACAUAAAGCAAAUAACUCAUAUAGCAGGUGUUAAUUCAAUCCAGGGUGAAUUUAAUUUACCAGUUGUAUUUAUAAGCCUUAAUAUAAUAUACAUAAGCAACGAGAGUUUAAUACAACAUUUGAGCCUUAAUUUUAUUUAGAAAGAAAGAAAGAAAGAAAAGAAAGAAAGAAAGAAAGAAAGAAAGAAGAAAGAAAGAAAGAAGGAAAUAAAACUUUAACUUCCUACCAGCAGGAUUGUUAGUGUUCAUCAAAUACUGCAGGCUUGGGAAAGCUUUUGUUCUCAGAGCACUCCUUAUUGCCACUGGAACAUAGUGAAAAGGGUUUCUAGAAAAUGAAUAGUUUUCCAGUGCUUUUUUUUUUUUUUUUUUUUUUACAACUGUUGGUGAGGGCAAAAGGAAACUCAUUUGUUGAUAAAGUAUCGGCGAGGCUGGUGCUGCUACUGAAAAACACACUCACUAGUGAUCCAAGGCAAGGUUGUCUUCCCCCCCAGGGCGGUGGUCUUCUCAGGUCCAAAGAGAAGUAUCUCCCACACUCUCUCCAGGGAUUCCCCAGGAACUCCACAGGACAAGGACAAAACCACUUCUGACUUCACCCGGGAGCUGAGUGCAGUGACCCCGUUUACCAAAUGCAGUGACCAAAUUCCAAACUGGGUCAUGGAUUUUUUUUUUUUUUAAAUGACAUUUUCAAUGUGAAAAGAGAGCCAGGAGGUGGAGUUUAUGCACUGACAGGCGACUCCUGGGCCUUUUUGAUGGUUCAUAUGGGAACCAGAGAAAACUGAUCUGUUUUAAAUAGUGAUGGGUUGUCAAAAAGUAUUGAAUUGUUUUCCCUCAAUGGGAUUCUUUGAAGAUUCAGUCUGUUGCUGACAAGAGACAGACUGAGGAACUCUUUGUUACAUGUUUGGCCUCUCUCAUUUCUGCAAGUGUGUAAAUGUGUCACUGAACAGAAGGUGCUUUGCAACAGUUGGCUCUGACCGUAGACCUAAUUCUCCUCAAUAUAAGUUGACCAUGAACCACUUCUAUCUGAGAUGCUGUCCAUGCACGCCAAUCUGGCUAGCCGACCAGCCAGAAAUGAGAAAUGUAACUGGAUUUCCCGAGCUCGCCAACUCUUUGGGUGAUAUCAAAAGGCAACCCUUCCACGGCAUACCAGAUUCUGAGGGUUGCAGUUCUCUUUUCCUUUCUUUUUUUUUUUUUUUAAGAAUCAGGUCUUCUAGUGCAUGAAUUAUUCUACGAGGGAAUAUGUGCAGGCAUCUAUCUAUCGAAACUGUGCCAUUUCUGCUAUUUAUCUAUUCUUAUUUAUUUAUAUAUUUGGUAGAAAUUGCUAAUAUGGUUGCCUUAUAAUUCUGGUUUCCCUGUGUUAUAAUUUGGAGAAGGCCUGUUGUCACUGAGAUAUUGGUAUAUAAGCUAUUUAACAUACAAAUAACCCAGAUGUUUGGGGCAGUGAGUUGUAUAGUAUUAAAGAUUUCUGGAGAUAGUUAAAAUAAUAUUUUCAGUCAUCAAGUAUUUAAAGGUAAGACUGUGGAUACUCAGGAAUUUUAAUUCAUUUAAAGAAAAGGUAUAGAACUCCUGUUUGUAUUCUAGAAUGUUUAGAAAUACCUGAACCCAGUCUUUUCUGUCAGUUAUGUGGAAGUGUGCUCUUUGGUGCUGGCGUACAUGUAACAGAUGAGGCUCACAUGCGUAGUGUCUGGGUUGUUAUUAUACAAGAGAAUUAAUUGCCACUUAUUUUAAUUUGUUCUAUUUUCAUCUAAAAGAAAGAUUCUCCCAAGAGGGCCAAGAAAGAAGGUGUUUCUUGGCUCUAGUGUUCUAUUAAUUGAUGAGAGAAGCAAUUUGUUCACUUUCUCUUCCAAAGACUCUUCUGCAGCUUAAGGCUGAGUCUUAUCUGGCCAAGCUGAGACAUACUUACCCCGGGUUUACUUACCCCGGCUUUCAGUGUUACCAGUACAUGAAACCAUUUCAGCGAACACUUCUAAAUGUGGCUGUUGAAUUAUUUCGAAUAGUUGCAUUCCUUAUUCACAGUAAAGAAUGUGCUAAGAGCCUCAAAAUGUAAAAUAGUGUACAUUUUAAAGAUGAUUUUUUAUGCAGUAUGAGUGGGAUUAUGAUGAUUAUGAGAACAGUUUCUUCUGUCCCAUAGAAGGACAUAUGCGAUCAAAGCUGGACAAUUUAGGACUCUGGAUGAGACAUAAAGCCCCAGUCUCAGGUCAUAUUUCAGAGCCAGUCUCACACAGCCUCUCAUUUAAACUAAAGGGCUCUCCAGAGUUUCAAGUUUAGGAUUUUACAUAAGAUGGACCAAUAGGACAGUUCUUAAGCUUGCCCUCCCAAACCAUUCAUUUGUCGACCUAGUUGUUUAACAAACAUUCUCUGAUUGCCUAUGGGGUUGUGCAGCUCUCAGCAGGGGCUGCCAUUAGGGAAGAAUAUUAGGCCUCCGCUCCACCCGCAAAUAAAUGCAAAGAUUAACAAGUACCACUCCCAAAUAAAUACAGAGAUAAAGAACUAUUUUUAUUAUAAGCAUCAGCCUAUUCCGCUCACAUUCGUCUCAACCAGGAAGACUUUUACCCCCAACGAUUACAGCACUUCAUUGGCAAUAAAAAGAAGUUCGUUUCCAAAACUGUGAAAAAUAAUAACGGGUUGUACUGUUUCAUUUAAACCUUGACUCUGCCAGUAUUAGGCUGCUUGGACUCCAUCAACGCUGAGAUGCUGCAUGUUAAUUGCAACCCAGAAAGGAAGUGGCAGGUGUUUCCAACUCUGAUGAGCUGCAAUGAAAUUGAUGUUUCCUGCAUUCUGGAGGCAAAUGACAAUUCGGCAAUGUCUGUCUUCCCGGGAAGCAGAUUUACAGGCUUUUCCUCCCAAACUGAAAAUGGCAGCAAGUCCCACCCAGGUGGCCGAUGAGAGAACUACCUCAGCAGGACAGAGGUGGCAGGGGGCAGCUGGGGCUGCCACAUGAGCAGAGAGAGAGUGGCAGUCAUCGGAUGUGGUGAGCUUGAAUGUAGCUUAUCGUAAUAGGAAGGGUCACAUACAGGGGAGCGUGUACCGUCUCACCUACUGUUUAUCUUCUAACCUCACUGCUGAGUGGCUUGUAAAAGAUUAAUCUGCUCUGACCACUGGGAACUCCUCCUGUGGGCUGAAAGGCAUUACAUGGGCACUGCUAUAAAUACUGAAAUGAACCCCAAAUAAAUGGUUUUCUGUUAAA
This is a messenger RNA of Nyctereutes procyonoides (raccoon dog), 9855 nucleotides long. It is a transcript of the gene MICAL2, whose product is annotated as microtubule associated monooxygenase, calponin and LIM domain containing 2. Lineage: Eukaryota; Metazoa; Chordata; Mammalia; Carnivora; Canidae. The record is from RefSeq and is a predicted model, not a curated record. Gene Ontology annotation, molecular function: protein binding; FAD binding. The coding region runs from base 225 to 6146 and encodes 1973 amino acids. The transcript has 36 exons.